CUUAAAUUUUUCAGUAUCUUCAUGGACUAUCAACAAGAGAUUUUGGUGGGAAAAGUUUGUGAGCUCUAUGACGAAAUUUCAAGCUUAGAAAACCUCAAUCCCUCAAAGCAUGUUAACACCCUCUUCACUCAACUUGUACUCACUUGUACAUCACCAUGUCCUAUAGAUGUUACCAAGCUAUGCAAAAGAGUUCUUGAAAUCAGGUCUAAGCUGAUUAAACUUUGUGGGAAGGCUGAGGGACUUUUAGAAAGCCAUUUUUCUACCUUCAUUGCAUCCCAUGACAACCCACUUAACCAUAUCAGCCUCUUUCCUUACUAUUCCAAUUACCUCAAACUUGGCCAUUUAGAAUUCGACAUGCUCAUCAAGCAUUGCAAUCAAGUACCCACAAAAGUUGCAUUUGUUGGCUCUGGUCCCCUCCCUCUCACCUCGAUAGUCUUGGCCUCUUAUCACCUUAGGACUACAUGCUUUCAUAACUAUGAUAUUGACCCUUCGGCAAAUUCCAAAGCACUCAACUUGGUUUCAUCGGAUCCUGACUUGUCAAAGAGAAUGUUUUUCCACACUGCUGAUGUUAUGGAAGUGUCAAAUGGCUUAAAGGAAUAUGAAGUUGUCUUCUUGGCAGCACUAGUAGGCAUGGAAAAGGAGGAAAAGGCUCAAGCAAUUGAUCACUUAGCUAAGCACAUGGCUCCCGGAGCUAUUCUAUUACUCAGGAGUGCACAUGGAGCUCGUGCAUUCCUCUACCCUGUCAUUGAUCCCUGUGAUCUUCAAGGAUUUGAUGUUCUAUCAGUUUUUCAUCCAACGGAUGAGGUCAUAAAUUCAGUAAUUAUUGCGCGUAAAUAUUAG
Quercus lobata is the source of this 840-nucleotide messenger RNA. Its product is annotated as nicotianamine synthase-like. The record is from RefSeq and is a predicted model, not a curated record. Gene Ontology annotation, molecular function: nicotianamine synthase activity. NCBI's taxonomy places the organism in Eukaryota, Viridiplantae, Streptophyta, Magnoliopsida, Fagales, Fagaceae. Gene Ontology annotation, biological process: nicotianamine biosynthetic process. The coding region runs from base 22 to 840 and encodes 272 amino acids. The transcript has a single exon.